Messenger RNA from Cladophialophora immunda, 651 nucleotides. RefSeq lists its product as uncharacterized. The transcript has a single exon. The record is from RefSeq and is a predicted model, not a curated record. Bases 1 to 534 code for a protein of 177 amino acids. NCBI's taxonomy places the organism in Eukaryota, Fungi, Ascomycota, Eurotiomycetes, Chaetothyriales, Herpotrichiellaceae.
AUGUCCGUCCCUACCAAGCCCGCCUUCGUCCACUACGGGGACUUUGACAGCACGACCCGCAAACUCCCCGUGAUGGAAUUCAUGGAACGCUUCCGCGACGACUACGACACCAAGUCGUUUGAUCCGAAAUGGUACGCUCCCGACUUCACGUACGUCGGGCCGGACGGGACCGUGUACGAGGGCCGCGACAAGGGCCUCGAGGCCAUGAAAGCCCUGUACGGCCCGCUGCCCAACUGGCGCCACGAGGCGUUCUACCUGAACUGCUACGAGGUCGACCCCGGGUACGAGAUGAUCGGCAAGGCGACGCUCUGGGGGAACCUCCCAGGCGAGCCGACCGAGGGGGAGGCGAAGAAGACCGACGGAGAGGGGAAGAAGUGGGACCUGGCCAUCCCCGGCGCGUAUCGCUUUCACUAUGUCAAGGAAGGAGACGGCGGCUUCGUCUUGAAGAGGAUCGAGCUCACCGGGGACACGGGUCCAUUGAUGGUCGGCCUGCUCAAGAGGGGUGUUCUCUCCUCCAAGGACUUGGGAAUCUGAUUUUUGUGAGUGAGAGAGAGCGCCCUCUGUGCUGGAAUGGGAAUCACAAUGGGAGCGGAGCAGCGCAGGGAUGGCAGGGAGGGGUGCUAAUCGACCGUGGCGGGAUCCCUGAGUUGC